Messenger RNA from Peronospora farinosa, 1002 nucleotides. NCBI's taxonomy places the organism in Eukaryota, Oomycota, Peronosporomycetes, Peronosporales, Peronosporaceae. The record is from the annotation of a GenBank genome assembly.
AUGAACCCAAUUACUCUGUUUAAGCUCGUGUCCAUUGUGUGCAUCUGGCUCGUGGGUCUUCUCGGUGGUUUAAUACCUGUAUUAUUGGCAGUAAAGCAUACGAAUUCUCCUCUUUUAAGUAUUUUAAACGCUUUUUCGGGUGGUGUUUUCCUUGCCGGUGGUUUUUUUCAUUUAUUACAUUCGGCUAUUAAGAAUCCAGCAUUAUGUAAAUGGUCGACCGAGAAUGAUGGUCGAUAUGAUUUUCCAUAUGCUGAAAUGUUUAGUACAUUGGGUUUUUUAAGUCUUUUACUAUUAGAACAAGCUGCACAGACUCAAAUGAACUCAUCGAAAGACUCGACGAUUAAUAAAUACAUUCCAGCCAAGAGUGAAAAUCAUGAGGAAGAGCUUUAUGGUGUUAUGGAAAGUGAUGAUACUUAUCUAGAGGAUGUGGACAAUGAAGGACUAAGUAACGUCCGAUACAGUCAUUCCGGUCACUCACACUUUGGUGGUGGUGAUAUUCCUAAUGACCAAGAUAUAGGGUCAUUAGCUGUGGCUAUGGUACUGUUUCUCGCUCUUUCAUUCCACUCAGUAUUGGAGGGAUUAGGUAUUGGAGCACAGACAGAGACGGCGUGGGGUGUCUUUAUGGCCAUUAUCAUGCACAAGGGACUGGCAGCUUUUGCAUUAAGCUCGGGACUUGUGCAGAGUGCCAUGUCUAUGACUCAUGUCAUGUUGUACAUGGUCGUGUUCUCGUUCAUGAGCAUUAUCGGUAUUGUUGUGGGCUGGAUCAUUGCUGCCGACGAAUCAGAGGAUUCGGCUGCAGCGGGUAUCUGUGUAGCCCUGGCUUCUGGAACGUUCAUCUAUGUGGCGGUCAUGGAAGUUAUCCCUCAGGAAUUUCCACGACAUAGUCACGAUGGUGGCCAUGAAGGACACGGCCACAAGCAGAAAUCCAAAAUGAUGUUGAAAAAGUCCAUUGCGCUAAUGGCCGGCUAUGCCAUCUUCGGCCUGCUUGCCAAGUGGUCAUGA